Sinocyclocheilus anshuiensis is the source of this 2543-nucleotide messenger RNA. RefSeq names its product ezrin-like. Gene Ontology annotation, molecular function: actin binding. Gene Ontology annotation, cellular component: cytoskeleton. The transcript has 14 exons. The coding region runs from base 231 to 1979 and encodes 582 amino acids. Lineage: Eukaryota; Metazoa; Chordata; Actinopteri; Cypriniformes; Cyprinidae. The record is from RefSeq and is a predicted model, not a curated record.
CGUCGCGCCGCAGCGUGUCUGGAACACGAACUGGAGCCGCUGUCAUUCAGAUGAGCGCACAAAGGUGAGCCAGCCAUAUUCCCACCGCCGGACUCUGUGCUCAUUUCCUCGGAGGGAGGGGAAUUUUUGGCCGAACCUGGACUGGAUUGACUCACCGGCUCUGAGGGAGGCUCCGUGGAAAUAGGCUACACAAUAUUCUUUGACAGAAGAGAGCUACAACAGGAUUCAAAAUGCCUAAACCUGUAAAUGUUCGCGUCACUUCGAUGGACGCGGAGCUGGAGUUUGCCGUUCAGCCCAGCACAACUGGCAAGCAGCUAUUUGACCAGGUGGUGAAGACCAUCGGGUUACGUGAAAUAUGGUACUUCGGACUACAGUAUAUGGACAGCAAAGGGUACCUUACAUGGCUGAAACUUGAUAAAAAGGUCUCCUCUCAGGAUGUGAAGAAGGAGAACCCUCUCCAGUUUAAAUUCCGUGCCAAGUUCUUCCCAGAAGAUGUGGCGGAUGAGUUGAUCCAGGAUAUCACUCAAAAGCUGUUCUUCAUGCAAGUGAAAGAUGCCAUUCUGAGUGAUGAAAUCUACUGUCCUCCAGAGACUGCGGUGCUUCUGGGCUCCUAUUCGGUGCAGGCCAAAUUUGGUGAUUUCAGCAAGGAAGUGCACAGGCCUGGAUACCUGACCUCAGAUCGCCUCCUGCCCCAACGGGUUCUAGACCAGCACAAGUUGUCACGGGACCAGUGGGAGGAGAGGAUUCAGGUGUGGCACGAGGAGCAUCGUGGAAUGCUCAAAGAGGACGCAAUGCUUGAGUACCUGAAGAUUGCUCAGGAUCUGGAAAUGUAUGGGGUGAACUACUUUGACAUCAAGAACAAGAAGGGAACAGAGCUGAGGCUGGGUGUGGAUGCCCUGGGCCUAAAUAUCUAUGAGAAAGAAGACAAACUCACUCCGAAAAUUGGAUUCCCCUGGAGCGAAAUAAGAAACAUUUCCUUCAACGAUAAGAAGUUUGCCAUCAAGCCUAUAGAUAAAAAAGCUCCAGAUUUUGUGUUCUACGCCCCGCGGUUGCGCAUUAAUAAACGUAUCCUACAGCUGUGUAUGGGGAACCAUGAGCUUUACAUGCGCCGCAGGAAGCCGGACACCAUCGAGGUGCAGCAGAUGAAAGCACAGGCUCGAGAGGAGAAACAACACAAACAGAUGGAGAGAGCUCAGCUGGAGAGUGAGAAGAAGAGACGAGAGGCCAUAGAGAGAGAGAAAGAGCAGAUGGAGAGGGAGAAACAAGAGCUGAUGAUGCGACUCUACCAGUUUGAGGAGAAGACCAAAAAAGCGGAAAAAGACCUGCAGGAGCAAAUGCAGAGGGCCAUGCAGCUGGAGAGUGAACGGAGGCUGGCAGAGGAGGAGGCAGCCAGAUUGGAGGCAGAAAGGCAGGCAGCACUGCUCGCAAAGGAGGAACUGGCCCGUCAAGCCCAGAAUCAGCUGACGAGUCAAGAACAGCUGGCUGCUGAGCUGGCAGAACAUACUGCUCGUAUUGCACUCCUGGAGGAAGCCAAAAAACGCAAGGAGGAGGAAGCCAUGACAUGGCAGCACAGAGCACAAGAGGCCCAAGAUGACCUGGUGAAGACCCGUGAGGAGCUUCACAUGGUGAUGACGGCGCCGCCUCUCCCUCCACCACCACCUGCAUAUGAACCUGAUGAGAAUGAGUACGAAGAUGGCGAGAGCAACAGUAGCUACAGUGCAGACCUGCAGACAGGCGGUAUCAAUGACCACCGCUACGAAGAACAGCGAAUCACUGAGGCCGAGAAGAAUGAACGAGUUCAGAAACAGCUGUUGGCUCUGACCUCAGAGUUGUCCCAGGCUCGUGACGACACCAAGAAGACUCAGAACGACCUGCUGCACACAGAGAACGUGCGCGUCGGCCGAGACAAAUACAAAACUCUCCGGCAGAUUCGCCAGGGCAACACUAAACAGAGGAUUGAUGAGUUUGAGGCCUUAUAAAAUAUCUGGACCUGGAAACUUUGGGAGGGAGGGAAGGAGGAAAGGAGUCUCAAAGCCCUUGUCCAUUUUCUUUCUGUCCCUACGUCUGAGUGGUCAAUGCAAGAGGCACAUCCUGCGUACAAAAGCACAUAAGUGCGCACACAGUAAUGCAACAGAUUUGAUUCGUUUGACAUGAACACUGGUUCAACACACACUAAAAACUAAAUUAUUAAAAAACUGCACACUUUGACACACAUGUUUACCCCUUAGUGGUGUACAUUGAAUUUCACGGUAAUACUUUACAGUAAGGUUCUGUACUGUAGCAUUAUUUAAUGUAUGAGGAAUCAUCAACAUACAAUUUCAAUGAACAAUAUCACUUAUUAAUGUUUGGUCAUUGGUUCAUUCUUUGUUUGCAGUGCUAAUUAGUGAUAACUUUUAAUGUUUGUUUAUACAGUAUAUGUAGCCAUAAACAUUAACACAUUGCUCAGUUAAUUGUGUUAAAUAAUGUUAACACACACAGCCUUAUUGUAAAAUGUUACCAAUUUCACAGAAUGUACUGAAAUAAAUCUGCUUUUGCCAUAAAAA